AUGUCAGGAAACUCAUUGUUGACACAGGGGCUCGAGCCACUGGGCAGCAAGUCCAAGGCGAUUCGCAACAAGCUUAACGAGCUGUACGCAAUGGACAAUGCACUACAAGCGGCGCACGAGCAGGCCAAAUGCAACGAUGACUUUGGUGAAGAAGUGGUGACCAAAGAAGCAGAAAAUUUAAGGCCUUGGCAGCUACGGAUGACAAUUGACGACCUAGAGCUGACGUUAAUGCAGCGUCGCGAGAAGAAAAAGGAGAGGGAUAGCAACAAGAGCAACGACUCGUCGUGUAUGGAGAUUCAAGAACCAAUUCAAAGUGAACAGUCAACACGAGUGGCAGUGGCGUUUGUCGGCCCUACACUCAUCGCUCUAUUGAUUGCAAUGCUGUGGUACCAUUACAACGCCUAA
Peronospora farinosa is the source of this 405-nucleotide messenger RNA. Lineage: Eukaryota; Oomycota; Peronosporomycetes; Peronosporales; Peronosporaceae. The record is from the annotation of a GenBank genome assembly.